Molecule: messenger RNA, 3345 nt
Organism: Cajanus cajan (pigeon pea)
Lineage: Eukaryota; Viridiplantae; Streptophyta; Magnoliopsida; Fabales; Fabaceae
Source: RefSeq, a predicted model, not a curated record
UCGAAUCAAUCAUCUAUUCGAUGUUUACUAUCCGUUUGUUCCGAUUCCAUUUCCACAUUUUCACUUUCGUUUCACUCAGUUCUCCUAGGAUCUCUUGCGUUGCCGCGUCACGAUUCGGCAAUGCGAGAGAUUCCCUCGCUCUUCGCUGAAAUCGAAUCGUUUAAUUCGCAGGACAAUAUUUUUAUUUUCAUUACAUUAUUAUUUUCAUUUUUCGGUGGUGUCACAAUGAAUUUUUUGAUGCGGUCUACGACGGGCGUGUACGGAGAGCGUUCGGCGAUUCCGCUUCCGGAGCCUCGUGCUGAUGCGCAUCAUAAUAGGUCUGCAUCCGCUGGAUCUUCUUUGGAGACUCUCGUGUCUGAUGAUCCAUAUGCACGCCAUGAUGCUGAGGUUGAUCGCGGCAUGAUCAAUAAGCACGUGGAUGUUGCCGAGGAUGAAGGAUGGAUUACCAUUCCGUGCAAGGUACUUCCUGAAAACUGGAAUUGUGCACCAGAUAUACAGUCUCUGCACUCCCUUGACCGUUCCUUUCUUUUACCUGGUGAACAAGUUCAUAUCUUGGCAUGCUUGUCUGCAUGUAAGCAGGAUACAUCUUCAUUUAAAGUUGCAGCAGCAACGAGUGAGAAUGACACAGGUCACAGCCCCAAGAAAGAAAAUGGAACCAUUGAAAACAGAAAUAAUGCAGUGUCUGGAGAAGGGGAACUAGGUACCAGUGUUGAAGAGCAGCUGGAAGAUGUUUCGGAUGGUGAAUCCCUUGUUCAAAAAGAGAUUCUCAAAAAACAAACUGCAUUAUUGUUGCAAAAGUUUGAAAAUUCUCACUUCUUUGUGAGGAUUUCUGAGUCCAAUGAUCCCCUUUGGUCCAAAAGAAGCUCUUCAGAAGUUGUUUCCAACUCUUCUGAUGCAAAUAAUGGAAAGGCCUCAACAAUCAAAUCUGAAGAGACUUCAUUGUCUUCUAUUAGUGCCGUUAUUGAUAGAGGAAGUUUUGAUUCAAAUGUUUCUGGUGGAGUGGCAAGAAAUUCUGUGAAGUGUUGUGCUUUACCUAAUGGAGACAUAGUGGUUCUUUUACAGGUGAAUGUUGGUGUUAAUUUUCUUUCAGAUCCUUGUAUAGAAAUUCUUCAAUUUGAAAAGCAUCAGGAGAGAAGGUCAUCUUCUUUCAGCAAGGUGGAUCCAGUUUAUACAAAUCAGGAUUCGUGUGUGGAGCUGUUAAAUUGGAUAAUUCCAUUGGAUAGUGGGAAACCUUCUAAUUGCCCACCAUCCCCUUCUCAUUUAACUUCAACUUCGGGAUAUGGUAGCUCCUCUCAGAGAUCCAACAUUUCUGGAUCAUCUAGCUCUCAGUUAUUCUCCUUUAGCAAUUUCAGAAGUUACUCCAUGUCAUCAAUACCACAAACUAUGACCACUCCGGCUGCUCCUGUUAAAGCAGCUAGUUCUAAGCCAGAUUUUGACUUUGAGGAGUGGGAUCAAAUAUCAUCUCAGAAAUAUUUACGGAAAAAAAGGGGGGUGGAAGGACUUUUAUCUUUUCGAGGUGUUUCAUUGGAACAAGAUAGAUUUUAUGUUUGUUGUGGAUUAGAAGGCAUAUAUACACCAGGAAGAAGAUGGAGAAGGAAACUUGAAAUAAUACAACCCAUACACAUUCAUUCUUUUGCUGCCGACUCCAAUUCAGAUGAUCUUCUGUGUGUUCAGAUAAAGAAUGUUGCUCCUACACAUGCUCCAGAUAUUGUGAUAUUUAUAGAUACCAUAACUAUUGUUUGUGAGGAGUUUACAAAAAAUGGAUCACUGUCGUCGUUGCCAAUUUCAUGUAUUGAAGCUGGAAAUGAUCAUUCUUUACCAAAUCUAGCCCUCAGGAGAGGUGAAGAGCACUCCUUUAUUGUUAAACCAUCAACUUCUACGUGGAAGGGUCUCAAGAUUCAGGAUGAUAGAAGUUCUCAAUUGUCAAAGUUGCAGUUUGGAAAUAAAACAUCAAAAAUAAGUCUCAACAGAUGGAAGGCUGCUUUAACUUAUGAUCAGUAUUCAAUUAUGGUGUCAUGUCGAUGCAAUUAUACAUUAUCAAGGUUGUUUUUUAAGCAACCAACCAGUUGGCGACCACGUACCUCAAGGGAUAUAAAGAUAUCUGUUUAUUCCGAGAUGUCAAGACAGUCUCCUGCAGCUCAAGAAAAAACCUACAGACUUCCUGUACAGAUCUUAACUCUUCAAGCUUCAAAUUUGACCUCUGAAGAUCUAACUUUGACAAUGCUUGCUCCAGCCUCAUUUUCUUCACCCCUUUCAGUAGUCUCCCUGAAUUCACCAACGACUCCAAUCAGUCCUUUUAUUGGUUUCUCAGAGAUUUUAGGAAGAGAAAAUGGUGAAAGAGGAAUCAGUGCCACCCAGGGACAAAGACGAAGUUUCACUUCUCUUGUAAAAGAUAAUGAGAAACAAAGUUAUGAUGGCAAAGCUCAGGCAGCUACCAUGAGUGAUGAUGUCAUUCCUAGUUCUGGUCUUAGUUGUACACAUCUAUGGCUGCAGAGUAGAAUUCCACUAGGAUGUAUUCCAUCUCAAUCCAUUGCCACUAUCAAGCUUGAACUACUUCCAUUGACUGAUGGCAUAAUUGUGCUGGACACUUUGCAAAUUGACGUCAAGGAAAAAGGUGUUACCUAUAUCCCUGAAUGCUCAUUAAAGAUAUAUGCAACUUCCAGUAUUUCCAAGGGGACUAUUUAGAUUGGACGUAUAGAUGGUUGCAUUCUUCUCGGGUGCAGUAGAAACAAAAACGGAUGAUUUGCUUACCUAAAGUUUAGAAUUGCUCUUGCAACUUACUCUUAAUGGGACAAAAUGGGUAAUUUGCUUUCCUGGACUUCAAAUUGAUCUUGCUACUUACUGUCAAUAGCACAAAAGUAGUUAUCUUCUGUUAGUCAGUUUAGAACUCUGAUGGGAGUUGGCAUGUCAAUUUGUGUUGAAUAUAGUUUCACUAUUGCAUUGUAAACCACGAGCUUAAAUUAAAGCUUGUAACAUACCUCUUUAAGGGGAAGAAUGUAAUCUUUAUAUAUUGUUGUGAGAACUCUUCAGAGUGAAGACAAGGCAGCGCCUCUUUGAUAUAUUGCGCCUCUUCACCACAGCUCAGGUUACUCCACUCCAAAACCUUGUCCGGUAAAAUAGCUGUUGUGCCUUAUUUCUAGUUAACUACCCUCGUCUUAAGUAUUGCCCUUUCCAUAUACAUUAUGAUCUUCCAAUAACAGACUUUAAAGAUACUUAGAUUUCGGAUGAAUAAUAUUUAAGUAUAUUUUAGUUUGUCUAUUAGAGAUUGAACCGUUGAUUUGAUUAUGUUCAAUGUAGCAUUUGACGUAUCACAUAUGCUCGAAACAGAAUGGAAAUGUCUAUUUU